AUGUUCGUCCUAUUUACGUUCAUAGAGGGGCGUACGGAAGACAUUGCGCAAGACCUCAGCAGCAGGUGCAGGGACUGUUCAGCUGCUCUUGCUGCGUUUGGCGAAGUGUCGAAAGCCUACAAACUUUCAGACACAUCACCAGGAAAUGAAGACGCUUUGCCGGUAUUCUUUGCUCUUGUAAAUAUUGGUUCGCGAGAUGGAGCUGGAAUAUCCGCGAUUCAUCCAGCGAUGCAAAUCCCCAUAGUUAUGCACCUGCCCCCCACAGUGUCCCCUGGUUCUUGCAGUAGCAAGGAAAUAACUGAUCCCCAUUGUUCAGCUGAAGCAGCCGAAUUUCCGGCCCCACACGCAUCCAGAGAGAGUUUAUCUGCUGCACGCCACCGAAUAGUAGCUGGGGAAUUCUUUGACGGCGCACUCGGGGAUGGAUGGGAUGACGAUGAAGAUAAGAAGUUACACCAGUCAACUAUCUCCGAGAAGAUAACCAGGUUCAAGGCCAGACGAAGCGCGCUCUACUGUUGA
This is a messenger RNA of Eimeria mitis, 516 nucleotides long. RefSeq lists its product as uncharacterized. The transcript has 3 exons. Bases 1 to 516 code for a protein of 171 amino acids. NCBI's taxonomy places the organism in Eukaryota, Apicomplexa, Conoidasida, Eucoccidiorida, Eimeriidae. The record is from RefSeq and is a predicted model, not a curated record.